CAUAAAAUCAUCAAACAUGAGAAGCGCAAAAUGUGUUAUAAUAUCACUCAUGUUAACAACUUUAUCAGUCUAUGGACAAACGUGUGACGAGAUAAGCUUAAAAAUUGACGAGAUAUCAAAAAAGCUCAACAAAGAUCAUGAAAAUUUAUCAAAUUUCCAAAACCAUGCAGACACAGAAAUAGCCAAACUUAAAUCAGAUAACAAUGAAUGUUUUUCAAAACUCAUCACUAGUCAUGCACAGUUUAUAAAGCAGUUGGGCUACAUGAAUCAAUGGAUUAACAGUUCUCGAACCAACAUCGAUUAUAAUAAUGUCAUAAAUGUGUCAAAACUAGUCGAAAUUGUCAAAUUCCAUAGUCCAAAAAUCAUAGAACUGAAUGAAACAACAACAUACUUAAAUCACAUCAUUAGAUAUUUUGACGUCAAGUUUCGAAUUCUAGAAAGACGUGCCAAAUUAAAGGAAAAUGAUGAGAAUUAUCAGAAAAAAUUUCAGGCACUCAAAAGUCAGAUGAAGAGUAUGCAAAUUAUGAUGAUUGCAAUUUUUGGAGUUUUCUUAGCUUUAAAGCUAAUGAUUAUCUGCAAAUGGUGUUGCUGUAUGAGGUUUAGAUUGACUAAGAAGGAUAAAGUUGAGGAAAUUGAAAUGAAAUACACAGCAAAGCCUAAUAAGCAUCCACAGUCAAAACAUCCUGAAGCAUCAGUUGCAUAUGUAAACAUUGAUUAUGAUACAAACAAAGCUGCAUCCAUCGGAAAAAGGAAGUAUUCAAAUCAAUUCCAAAAUGUUUCAGUCGGUACCAUUCCUAAAAUAACCAGUAAUCUGAAAACUGUCAAAGAUGAUGACUACUACAGCAAGUCGGCUGAUGAAUUCUACAAUGAUGCAGAAAAUGAUGAUCAGAUUUAUGAUACAUGCGAGCAUGAUGAUUCAAAGGGAAAUACACUUAGUCAGCAGAAAGUCCAGCAAGAUUUGAAUAAUUUCGAUUUUCCACCACCACCAAAUGACUUCCUUUACAGCAAAAAUUUAGAUGAGGAAAUUUACUAUGAUGAGUUUUAUGAUGGAUUGACUGACGAUACUGAAACUAUUUAUGAUAAUGUGGCACGUGAAUCUACAGGUGUGUUAAGUAGAGUUUCUAGAAUUCCCGUUCUGGUGAAAUUUAAAAAAUCCAGAACAGGAAUAAGUCAUGGUUAUGGAACUACUUGAUAUAUUUUUGAAAUAAUUUUAUCUUCUUCUUUAUUUUAGUUUAUGAGAAUUUUAAACUGUCAACUUCA
This is a messenger RNA of Chironomus riparius, 1260 nucleotides long. NCBI's taxonomy places the organism in Eukaryota, Metazoa, Arthropoda, Insecta, Diptera, Chironomidae. The record is from the annotation of a GenBank genome assembly.